CAGAUUGUGUUGGAUGAAGACCUGGACACUGUAUAUCGUGGGGACCAGAAGUUAAGAGUACAUCUUGGAAACAACACCGUUGAAGCAAUAACACAGAUAUUUCUAUCCAAACUAUCGGAUCCCACUCAGAUUUUAGGUAGCAGGGACAUUCCUGGUACGAACGACUCCAUGGUAACGGUAGGCGCUUCCAUCGCGGACGAGUUCAAGGACCUGUUGCAUGACUACAAACUGUCUUUCGAGAUUUACGUGGAGGACUACCGCGAGAGCAUCGAGGAACAUCUUCGUGAGAACCUACGAUUGGCCGAAGACGACAAAGUCGGCGAGUUCAACUUUGCCAGAUAUCAUCCUUAUAAUGAGAUACGUCAAUACCUUACGGACACGGCAGGGAGGUACUCUAACCUCGCAACUGUGGUGACCGUAGCGCACACAUUUGAGGGAAGACCAGUCUUGGCUUUGAAGAUCGGUGUAGCAAAGAAUACUCCCAAGCGCGCGGUUUGGAUAGAUGCCGGGGUCCACGCCCGGGAGUGGAUAGCACCAGCUACAGCUCUGUACUUCAUUAACCAGUUGGUGACGCGUUACGGCCAUGACCAGACCGUGACAGACCUUGUGGAGAAGUUAGACUGGUACAUCGCCCCGGUUAUCAACGUGGACGGAUACAUCUACUCAUGGUCUCAUCCUGCGAGGAGGCUGUGGAGAAAGUCGACUUCUUACGACAACAGCACGUGUGCGGGUGAGAACGCUGACACCACUACAGUCCGGAACUGCACCUGCUUGGGCGUGGACUUGAACCGUAAUUGGGACGUGCACUGGGGAGAACCGAUAGGCUCGAGCUGGGAUCCUUGUAGUGGCACGUACCACGGGCGGUCUCCGGUGUCAGAGCCGGAGGUCAAAGGAGUGUCAGAUUUCAUCCUACAGCGCCGGGGGGAGAUACAGGCUUACCUGUCACUCCACUCCUACGGUCAACUGUGGAUGUACCCGUACGGCUACAACGCGACAAAAGUUCCCAAAGACAACAAAGAUCAUGUGAAGCUGUCAGAAAUAGCGACCGCGGCCAUCCGCAAAGUGCACGGCAAACAGUACCAACAUGGCCGAGUGGCUGACAUUUUGUACGUAGCAACCGGCAAUUCUAAGGACUGGGCGUAUGAGAAGGCAGGGAUAGUUCACUCUUACGCCAUCGAACUGCGGGACGUCUGGGAGUACGGCUUCCUUCUCCCGCAUGACCAGAUCUUACCUACAGCACAGGAGCUGUUUCCUGCAUUCAUUCAGGUCGGCCUGUACGUGUGGGACGGGCCAAACUAUGAGUACAUUCCCUACCCAGCCAGUGGGGCGGAGAGUACCGGGCGUCUCCUGGAUUCUACUGUCUACCAAUGGCUACUCGCUACGUCACUGAUGAUGCGUAUUUUUAUUUGAGCAGCUAAGAUGAGAGUUCCAGUCACAUAAUAGUAUAG
Branchiostoma floridae (Florida lancelet) is the source of this 1448-nucleotide messenger RNA. Its product is annotated as carboxypeptidase B-like. The record is from RefSeq and is a predicted model, not a curated record. Gene Ontology annotation, biological process: proteolysis. The transcript is spliced from 11 exons. Gene Ontology annotation, molecular function: zinc ion binding; metallocarboxypeptidase activity. NCBI's taxonomy places the organism in Eukaryota, Metazoa, Chordata, Leptocardii, Amphioxiformes, Branchiostomatidae. The coding region runs from base 169 to 1410 and encodes 413 amino acids.